AUGGAAGAAGCUUGCAUUGCAAUUAUUGUUGCUUUGGCUACAGAUAAUGCAGACGAAGGAAGGAAACGAAAGAAAAAACAAAGAAUAUGGUCAAAAGAAUGGUUUUUAAAAAGAAACAAAUACACACAUCAUAACCUACUAGAUGAACUUUUAUUGACAUCAAAUGAAGAUUAUGCAAAUUUUCUUCGAAUGGACCAUUCAACAUUUAUGGAAUUAUUAGAAAAAGUUGAACCUUAUAUAAAAAAAAAAGAUACAAAUAUGAGAAGUGCUAUCCCUGCAAAUCAAAGACUGUCAACUACUUUAAGGUAUUUAGCUACUGGUCAAAGCUUUGAAGAUUUAAAAUUUACCACAGCAAUAGCUCCUCAAACAUUGAGUAAAAUUAUUAUUGAAACCUGUGAAGCUCUAGUUAUUGUACUAAAAGAUUGUAUACAAGUAAGUUAA
Messenger RNA from Macrosiphum euphorbiae (potato aphid), 441 nucleotides. The record is from the annotation of a GenBank genome assembly. Lineage: Eukaryota; Metazoa; Arthropoda; Insecta; Hemiptera; Aphididae.